AUGAUCUUCCACUACCGUGUAAGAACUAAGAACCAUCAUAUACAGACCAUCAACUUCUUCAUCUAUUUACUUCAUUUCUCAAACACUAUAAAAACUAAAGAAGCUUGCUUAUAAGCUAUAAUUGACUUAUCAAAUAUCCACGUUCUAAAUAAUCACCUCCUCACCGUGUUUUAAGCUCUUCUUCAAAUUCAUAGAUAGUGAAAGAGAAAAAAAAAGAUAGUGUUAACGUGCGCAUCCUUGUGGCGCAGGAUAUGGAAUCACCUACCUUCGUUUCAAAAGCGAGGACAGCCUUCAAUUCCGCUGCUGCAAAAGCGGAACGUGUUCUUCUCGACUUCAAAUCAGAUCGAGAUCAAGAUAAGCAAUCUCCUAAUAGCUUAACAAGACAAUCUCAAAUUGAAUCUCCGAGCAGUGACAACGAAUCUAAGCUUCGUGGUGAAUCGAAGCAUAUAAAGUGGAGGCCAAAGAAUAUAGGGAUAAAGCAAGAUUGGCAAGAUAAGUUUAAGAACAUUCGGUUAGGAAGAAAAGAAGCUGAAGAUACAGAUAAAAUUGGGGAUGCAAACAUGGCAAUUCCAUUUUAUGAUGAAAAUUUGUAUAUCCUGAACGUGAAGAAUGAUCUUGAGGCCAAGGCAUCAGAAGCAAUUCCGACUGUAGAAGCCCUAACUGCUGCGACUAAAGAUCCCAUUCCUCCAUCCUCUGUGCUGAAACAAUUGGCUAUGGCUGUUGAGGCUGGAAGUAAGACAAAGUCCAUGAAAGAUGUUAUAGCUUCAUCAGGAGGUUCUUCACCUGCCAAGGAGAGGGGAGGCUUAAGUCUCUCUGCAGUCAAGGCUUUAGUGUUGCGAGAGAAGGAGGAUAAACUUACCUCUGAGUUUAGUAGCAAUGAGAAAGUUGUGCAUUUGAUCAAUUCUCUUUUUGAUCCAGAGGGAGAUUUCCUUAGAAGGAAGAUCAAUUCCAACCCAGAGGGAAAUGAUAUGACAUCUUUGCCAAGAGAUAUUCACGGUGCUCCUCCUGAAAGUCUUGUUGUGAAGUUGGCUGAAAUUGUUGGAAACUACAAGACCGUACGAAAAAUGGCUCUGUUCUGGUGCAGGGUUGUUGAAGAACUGAGAAAAUUUUGGUCUGAAGAACAAUAUUUACCAGGAGUCCCGCAGAAUGAUAUUCCAGAUCUGAAAACAUGUCUUCUGUAUCAACACUUUCAAGUAAUUAAUUGUUGUAUUUCUCGAAAGAGGCUCCGUAUCAUUGCGACUGAAUCUCUAGAGUCUAUGAUGAUGCAAGCUAGUUCAAACAUUAAAGAAUCAGCCAAUGAUGACGGCGGAGCUCCUGCAAACCCUGUUUUAUAUGCUAGAUUAAACACAGGGGAACAUGUUCUUCGUCUUGGUGCUGGUCGCCGGUCUGGUGAUUUGACAUUGUUGGAAACUGGCGAGCCUGUGUACUCUCCUGUCACCCAGGAAGGACCUUUGCUUACAGAAGAUUUAAUCAGAGAAACAGAGGAGUUUGUCCUGCGGACUGGGAGUGUUGGUGCUGGCUGCUCGCAACUGCUCUCAGAUAUGCAGGCUUUCAAGGCUGCGAAUCCUGGAUGUAUUUUGGAGGAUUUUGUAAGAUGGCACUCACCUCCUGAUUGGACAGACAAUGAGGCUAGUAUUGAGGACAGUGAUGUUUUUGACAGUGGCGAGUCAUUGUCGAGCAAAGGCCAGCUAAGUCGGCGUAUGCAAAAAGAAGGUAAUUUAUGGCAUGAAUUGUGGGCAACAUCUAAACCAGUACCAGCUGUUAAGCAGGCACCUCUUUUCGAUGAGGAUUUGGCAGUAGAGGGCAUCCUCCAUGCAUUUGAGGACAUCCACCCUUUUGAGCUUUUUGGACAGUUGUUUGUCUCUUUACUUGGGUUAGGAUUUGCGAUUGCUGAACCUAUGCUGUCUAGUAGCAAGGACUUCUCAAAGUUGUUCUGUGACUGCAAGGAGUACAUAGUUGCUACAUGCCAAAGCAACAAAUGGAGUGAGAAAGUUGAUGACCUUGUCCAGGUAUAUGAAACAGUAGAGACAAUGUUAAUGAAUCCUGAAGAAGCAUUGAAGAUGAUUAAACAGUCAGAAGAAUCAAUUACCGUUACUGAUGAACCAAAGAGCCGGUUUAAGAGGCUGAGCCUUAUCUUCAGCGGCAAAGAUAAAGUAUUGAAAAAGCCCGUGUCAAAAGAUCAAAUAAAUGAUGAAGAAAAGUCAUCACGACAAUCUUUCUCAAGUUUCUUUGAAAACAAGUCAUCUUUAUUUUCAAAGAAGCCUCCUAGGUCUGGAAGCCCGUCUCCUUCGGAGAAACCUUCAAUUGAAACCGAUUGGGCAGUUGUUUAACAAAUUUCACCUUCUCCCUGUAUAUACCCGCCCUCCUCCUCUAAGCAUAUAACUGUAAAGUUUCUUUAUUCUUUUUCCCAAUACUUGGUUGGUGAAUUCUGCAGCAAAUUUUAUUAAAUGCUCUGUUUUUUUUUUUUUUCAAUCAGCAAAUUUUAUUAGGAGAGGGAAGUGUAAGAACCACCAACCCUCGCAAAGAAAAAUUGUUUACAUGUGGAACACCUUGAAUAUUUAUCUUAAGGAAUUGAAUAUUUAUCUUUUUGAA
This is a messenger RNA of Medicago truncatula (barrel medic), 2592 nucleotides long. RefSeq names its product rab3 GTPase-activating protein catalytic subunit. The transcript is spliced from 14 exons. Bases 252 to 2330 code for a protein of 692 amino acids. The record is from RefSeq and is a predicted model, not a curated record. Lineage: Eukaryota; Viridiplantae; Streptophyta; Magnoliopsida; Fabales; Fabaceae. Gene Ontology annotation, molecular function: GTPase activator activity. Gene Ontology annotation, biological process: positive regulation of GTPase activity.